This is a messenger RNA of Danaus chrysippus (African queen), 1590 nucleotides long. The record is from the annotation of a GenBank genome assembly. Lineage: Eukaryota; Metazoa; Arthropoda; Insecta; Lepidoptera; Nymphalidae.
AUGGAGUUAAUGAUCAAGCAGAGUCUGAUUGCUAAGAGCAAGCUGGCAACAGUGAAGCGUUGUGAAGGGGUGACACACUUCACUUGUGUUGAAUGCUCUGCUGAAUAUGAUGAUAAGGAGAAACUUGAACUACACCUGUUCUCACACUAUCAUACAUAUAGAUUCAUUUGUGGUGUCUGCGGGACUGGGUUAAAGCGUAAGGAGCAUUUAGACAGACAUAUGCAGGAACACACGGAGUAUCGCCCCCACAUUUGCCCCGAUUGCGGCAAGGGAUUCAAGAGGAAAGAACAUCUUAACAUACAUAUGACUAUACAUAAGGGGGAUAAAAAUCUAAUGUGUUCUCUAUGUCAAAAAGCCUUCUACCGCAAGGAUCAUCUUCAGAAGCAUUUGCAGACCCAUAAUAAGAACUUUGUCAAACACAAUUCAAUUCUGGAGCCUGAUAUAGAUAUAAAACAAGAGGCCGAGGAAUAUGAGGAGUUCAAUCCGAUCAUUACAAGUGUCAUCGGCAAUGAUGAAGCACAGGCCUUCAUGGAGACAGAUGAUCAGAAUUCAAGCGAGUCCACAUCCGAUCAGAGGGACGUUAAGCCGGAGCCAGUUGUGGACGCGUCAAGACCGUUCGUGUGUCAGGACUGUGGGAAGAGUUACAAGAGGAAGGAUCACCUCAAGAUACAUAGCUGGACUCACAUCAAGAGGGAGGUGCUUUGUGGACAGUGUGGGAGAGCCUUCCACACGGCGGACCAGAUGUUAGUUCACGUUAACCUGGUCCAUAUCCGCACACAUGAGACCGCGGACGGAGUGGCGCAGUUGAGGGCGCUGCUUGGAGAUCAGAUCGAUGUGGAAGUUCUGAACAACAGCUCGGGCCUUUUAGUUGAGCGUGGUGCGUCAAGUCCGGAGCGCCGGCCCCAUGAAUGCCCCGUCUGUCAUCGUAAGUUCAAGAGGAAACAGCAUCUGAAAGUCCACGCGAACGUGCACUUCAAACAGACACACACCGUGUGGUGCUCGCUCUGUAACGAAGGUUUCAGCGACAACAGUCAGUUCGAGGGUCACCAGUGUCAGUUCACAAGUCAGAGUCAGGGCGCGGAGUAUGACUCGGUCACACGAGACAGCCCUCCGCAAGACGCUAAGAAGGAAAACAACCCUAUAGACUUUGUGGAGGUGGAACUACACGACCCGUCGAACGAGUCCCGCCUGCCGCUCCCGCGGCGCGUGUACCUGUGUAAGUACUGCGGGAAGCCGUUCAAGAGAAAGGAUCACUACAAGAUACAUCUAUUCAUACACACUGGGGUCAAGAGCUUCUUCUGUCCCGACUGUGGGAAAGGUUUCUACCGCAAGGAUCAUCUACAGAAGCACAUGAUAGUUCACGCGAAGUUCAAGUUGAAGCCUAAACACAAAAAGGAGGUUCCCGCCCUCGUGCCUAUAGACACACUCAAAAAGGAAGUAAAGCCUGAGAUUACUAUACAUGCUCCAUCGAACACCAAGCUCCGCGUGCCGCUGCAGAUCAAAGUUCCUUACCAGAUGGUGAUGAGUUCGGACAACGGAGAACAGACAGCUGUCACUAUACACCCCACCGAUGACACUCUCAUUAUAUAG